Molecule: messenger RNA, 703 nt
Organism: Spodoptera frugiperda (fall armyworm)
Lineage: Eukaryota; Metazoa; Arthropoda; Insecta; Lepidoptera; Noctuidae
Exons: 3
Coding region: 275-625 (116 amino acids)
Source: RefSeq, a predicted model, not a curated record
ACUUCUCCCGCCUUGGGUGAGGCGAGACUCUUACUGACUAAAAACCACCCCGUUCCUACUCCUGCUUUGAGCCGGAGCCCCGGUAACCUUUUACGUUGUCCGCAGCUCCGGUAUUUGACAGCCCUACCUAUCUUAAAUAGGAUGAGUAAACAAGGUAAGAGAAUAUGGAAGUAAAAUCCAAUAUAAAACUGCAAAUCCGAAGCAGAUUUUAUUCAGUGAAGUUUUAUACUCCGUGUCGACAUAAUAGCUGUCAUUUGACAAUACCUAAUUCAAAAUGGCGAAGAUUUUGUUUAUAAUUUGCGUCGCUAUAGCAACCGUGGCUCUAGCAACAGAAGAAAAGAAGUACAAUUGUGAUUAUCAAUUUGGUGACCCAUCAUGGAACCUCACAAAGGAAUAUUAUAACGUGAUCCAUACAGUGCGGAGAGGUUCAAAGCACGCUGAGACUAUACUACCAUUGGAUGAAGGUUACAUGAUAAGCUACGUGUGUGUCACCAUCCCAGGCGUCGACAAGUCUACCACUAAAGUAGCAUUCUCUUCGUUAUACCACAAAGUAUCCGUUGAAUUAGCUGAUAAUGCUCCUAAAAAUAUAGUUUACAAUGUUGUAGCUAAAAGGCAUGGGUAUUAGACAAUAAUUAAUUAUGUUAAAGUAUUGUACGUAGGUGUGUAGCGCUCUGUAGUAUUUUGCCUACAAGAGCUUGAAUGA